Molecule: messenger RNA, 2723 nt
Organism: Biomphalaria glabrata
Lineage: Eukaryota; Metazoa; Mollusca; Gastropoda; Planorbidae
Product: protoheme IX farnesyltransferase, mitochondrial-like
Exons: 8
Coding region: 216-1721 (501 amino acids)
Biological process (GO): heme biosynthetic process
Cellular component (GO): mitochondrial membrane; mitochondrion
Molecular function (GO): protoheme IX farnesyltransferase activity
Source: RefSeq, a predicted model, not a curated record
GCCACUAAAAAGGGUCCCUCCUGAAACGAAACUGUAGAGGUUAAAUCUCACGCCAGCUUAAAACUUAUAAAUUGAAGUUAUAUUUAUAUGAAGACAAAUCUGGUCUAGGACUCUAGUCUAGGUCUAGGUGAAGCUAGAUCUAUUAGUGGAUGACCAGCUUUCUUGGCUACAGUUACAGUGUACAGAGGCAGUGAUCCUGCUUGUCAACUAAAGUCAUGCCUAAGUCACAGUGUUUACUAGCCAUAUUGACUAGUCCAAAACUUGGCCCUGCUUUGGUCUGCCAAUGGAACAUUCAACCAAUGCUUAACUGUUUUGGACACAUUACCCUACUAAAUAAAAAUGCUGAAAAUAUGCAGACUUGGUCACGGAAGCGACAUGUUCGAAUGCAUUCAACAAAACCUGCAGCAACUUCCUCUUCAACAUCAGUAACUUCAGAAUCAAUCUCUGACGCAAAUUCCAAAAAGGCUGAUGUUGGAUCAAUAAAGAAUGCAGAUUAUGUGUUGCGUACUGUUGACAUUGAUCAAGAGGAGCUUCUGACCCUACACUUUAAGCAGUCUAGCCAGCUUGUUGAUGUAAAAGCAAAGCAUGUUUUGGAGAAUGCUUCCAUCUACAUGCAGAAAAAAAACAAUGUUUAUAAUCUGGACCAACUGUCAUGCAGUAGCAUGAGCUGGGUUCCAGCUGGUGACAGCUCGACAACUUCUUUGCCCUCCUUGCAUCUCACCGUCAGAGAAAUGGAACCAGAUAAAACCAACCCUGGGGCAAAUAUUGAGUCCAUUCAUGACGUGGAGUGGAGAGAACAAAAGUUAGACUUUCGGAAACUUAUUGAGUACUAUAAGAUGUUGUCUAAAAUGAGAUUAACAGGUUUAGUGGUAUUAACAACCAUGGCUGGUUAUUGGAUAGCACCAGGUUCUUUCAGCGCUUCCAGUUUAGGUCUUUGUGCCCUGGGGACAGCAUUGACAUCCAGUGCAGCCAACUCAAUCAACCAGUUUUUUGAAGUGCCAUACGACUGUCAGAUGAAUCGUACCAAGAAUAGGGUCCUUGUUCGAGGAAUGAUUAGCCCAUUGCAUGGCGUAACCUUUGCAGCUGUGUCAAGUAUAUCAGGUCUGGCUACACUUUACUUCUGCGUGAACCCUAUAGUGGCUGGACUAGGAGCUUUCAACCUUGGAUUGUACACUUUGGUCUACACCCCCUUGAAAAGAGUCAGUAUGAUCAACACUUGGGUGGGUUCUCUAGUUGGUGCAAUCCCUCCCAUGAUGGGCUGGGCUGCUUGUACAGGUGGCCUCGAACCAGGUGCUUGGCUGUUGGCAGGGAUACUCUACUCCUGGCAGUUUCCACAUUUCAAUGCACUAAGCUGGAACCUUCGUCCAGAUUAUUCCCGGGCUGGUUAUCGUAUGAUGUCUGUAGUUGAUCCAGGCCUCUGUAAGCGUGUUGCCUUCCGCCAUUGUGUGCUGUUGACUGCCAUGUGUCUUGCCGCUCCUCCGCUGGGUGUCACAUCAUGGAUGUUUGCCGCAGAUUCUUUACCUCUCAACCUCUAUCUCUGUUACCUGGGGUGGCAGUUCUACCGCAAAGGGGACAGCAACUCGUCCCGCAAACUGUUCCGUUUCUCCCUUAUUCACAUACCUGCGCUGCUUCUAUUAAUGGGCAUUAGUAAAGCGAGUCUUGGCAGGAAGAAAGAGGAAAAGAACGUUGAAGAAUCAAAGCAGAGCUUUGAAGAACAAUAAUCAUAGUCCUUUGUAAUUAGAUGAGAAUUUGUUAGGUUUAUGUUAAAAUCUUUUUGUUCUAAAUUGAAUGUCAAAGCAUUAAGCACUGUUUUAAGUGCUCUGCCAUCCUUAUUGCCAUUUUUUUAAUUUAAUAGGUAGUUUGAAAGUACACAAAAGGUCAUUAGUAAGUAAAUAAGUUAGUUAUUAUUUUUGAUAUAGUGACUGUAGCAUUGAUUUAAUCACAUGAUUGUGCUGGGCUUUUAUUUAAUUAAAACUUUGCUGUGCUGACAAUCUUGUCCAAUUCAAUCAUGGUUUGGGUAAAAAUGAAUUGUCAAUUAUCUCAGAUAUAACUUAAACCUUCUAUGUGGCUUUAUAUAAACCCUCAACAGAGAAAUCUCUUCUGCUAACAUUAAAGGUAAAAAAUAGUUAAUUCCCCUUUAGUCAGUGUGUAUAUUGGCAAGUUAGAAGCUAUGUGAUAUGUGGUGCUAAAUAUUUAUAAUUUAAUGGAACUAGAAACUUAUCAUUCCAUGUAUUCCUUGUUCCAUGUAUUCAAACAUAUCUGAAGUAUGCAUGACUUUAAAACUCCACUGACUAGCACGUUACAUGAAGAGAAAGGGAAGUCACUUUGUUACUUUUUUUUUUUACUGUAAGCUUUUUUUUUUUUUUUCUUAUGGUCUUUGUGUCAUUUCUUUGCUCUUGCUGAUGCUAACGUUCAUACUUUGAAUAAAUUUGAAAAUUUUAAAAAUGUAUAUUUUGAAUGAAUGACUGCUUUGUUAAUGAAAAUCUUGUGUAAUUUAGUUCCGUAGAUCAACUGUGAUUUAAUCAAUAUAUAAUUAUAGAUAUUUUUUUUUGGCCUUGCUGUUGUUUUCCCUUUUAUUCUGCUUUAUAUGUGUUUGUUUGUUGACACUUGAAUGAAACUAGAUUGAACUGUUAUUUUAGCAAUCAACUAAAUUAAAUAGAGAUGGUGAUAUUUUGUUCACCGUGUGUUUAACUGUAAAUAUAAAUAAAGACAUCCUAACAGUU